UAAACCUCCCGCAAAAGGGUAAAAGAUUUGCCGCGAAAAACUACGAAUUGGCGCCAACGCUUUGUGCUAUCUCCGAAUCCUCGGCCGCAACUGUUCACUGACAAUCUGCGAUUGAUUAUGCUCUGAAAUUGUUCUAUGGCCAGCUUAUCCGGAUUUCGCCCUCCGCAAUUCUCCGAGAGUGAUGCGUGGCUCCCUGUGUGGCUUCAGAAAUGUGGUUUUGGAGAAUUGAAUGUGGAGGGCAUCGGGAAAGAUUGUGUGACAUUCGAGCAGCGUGUUGAGGAACUAAAAUUUCUUCAAGAGAGCAUGGACAGUGGAUCAUUAAUGAGGGAAGAAGGUGGAUGCACUAUUGGCCAAUUAUUUAUAUCGGGGACUGACAGUUUACCCUUGAGUUUUCCGCACUCUGCUGAUAAUGUGGUUCAGCUUCAUCUCCGCCUAUCAUCUGAUGGAAAUUCAGAUAACACAACUCUAACUGCCGGUGAUGUAAACCAGACGGAGUCCAGUUGUCCUCAUGAAAUCAAUGUUCUUCAAAGUUCCUCAGAUUUAGCUCAGAAAGACAAACAUUUUCAGGAUUCUGGAAUAGUAGAUUGCUCUCCAGCAGUGAUAUUGCAAAAAUCUGUAACAGAGAAUGAAUUCUUGGGACAGGACAAGAGUGUGAAUGUUUGUGAAGAUGCCAGCGAUGCAGUGGAGUUAUGUGUAGCAGCAUCUGAAGCAUUGGAAAUUAACAAAGCUGUAGGGAGCGACUCACCUGCAAAAACUUCUGCAUCUGCUAUACUUGAAGCUUCACUUCAGGUGAAACAAGCAAGGUUAGCACUUUCAACGAACACCUGUAUUGGCACGGUUGAUGAAGCAGCUGAAAAAAUCAAUCUAUGUGACAUAGAUGAUAAUUUAUCCGACUUAGAUGAUUUAACUAUGAGAAGUGCAUAUGAAGAUGCUGGGAUUCAUUUUAAUGAGUUUCUGGGAGAUAAAUUAAGUGUAUCUCAAGUUAAGGACACUUUCAGUCCAGAUUAUGAUGAGAGCUUCAAUCAUGAGAUGGCUUCUGCUUCUGCCAAUGGUAGUGGUAAAUUCUGCGAUAAUCGAAAUGUAAAAAUAAUUGAAGGUGGUAUACACAAUGAAAUACAAUCAACGAACCCUUUUGCUGUAGAAUGUUCUGGUGCUGUCAUGAGAAGGAAGUUAAUUGGUAAUCGCCCCUAUGGUUGCUUGAGAAGAGCUGACAAGCAACAUCGUGUAGUUUCAGCAAGGACAACAGUGAAAAGUAAAUUGGAUGAAACAAAUGAGAAAAUUUCCACCCUAAUGAAUAAUCAAGUUGAGGAAAAAUAUAGUAUUAUAAAAAACAUAUCCCAAGACCGGUUCCAAAGCAGGUGGCUUGGUGGUUGGACAAGAAAGUAUGAAGAGAAAGUUUAUAACACUGUGACACAUAGGAUCCCAAAACCAUUUGUGCAAGAGACGAGCUUUUUUUCAGAGUCUGCAGAUGCUGCACCAGAUGAUAACUCAAGUGUGCAGAAUCUUAAUAAAGGCACCAUAAUAGCCUCUCAGUUAAGCAUACCUUCAGAGCACGUGUCUAAUAGAGCGAAGAGUGGGAUGUUGCUUUCUCAAGAUGUUGUAAGAUCUUCAAGUACUAGCUUCGUGGAUCCUCUUUGCUCUGUCGUACCAUGUAGUAUAUCGGAACAUGCAUGCUCAUCACCUGCUCAAAACUAUGAACACAGAGUCUCCCCUGGAUAUUUAAGUCUUGCUGUCGAACAAGAAGAAGGGAAUGUGGUAGAGGCUGGUCCUCUAAACAAAGCAGCUUCUGAAGAGGAUAUAACAGACGUGCCAGUAGUUAAUAAAACCAAGGAAUCAGAAGGAGAAGGGAUUAGGCCAUCUGCUUCCCUUAGAAAUCAUAGUAAAUUAUUGCCUAGGCAUACAAAAAAUUUUAAAAGAGAUGGGCAUCGUAAGAGAUUGUUACCUAUACAUAGCAAUAUUGGGGUAACUUUUGGUGGCACAUGUUGCACUAAUUAUGAGGGGACUGCAAAAGAUUCAUCUGAUGCUUUACAGAAGCUGAAUAGUCCUACUCAAACUCAUGGAAUAAUUCGGAUACAGCGCCUGCUCCCUUCUUUUGACUGCCCUAUGCAUGAUCUUACUGAAGAUAAUGCAAGUCAGACUGCAUUACUGAAAAACAAAGUGAAAUCUCCGACUGGUCAAGACCUGCAAAAUUUGAUACUACAAAGUAAAAGUUAUAAGAGUUCCCCAAAGCAUGUUCACUUUUUGGAAAAGGAAACAAGCAAUCCAAACAACAAAAAGCAUCACAAGGUGCAGACUUUAUCAAAAACAGGUUAUUUUACCAAAGCUGUGAAGAGGUCAACUAGAACUAGUGCACAUCUUGAAUCCAAAGCUCACCAUAUGGACCGAUUUUUAAAAGGUUCCUCAUAUAAUGAGAAGAAAAGAUUGAUAUUUCAAAACAUGGAAUUUUUGCUCACGGGCUUCUCUCAACGAAAGGAGAAGGAAAUUGAAGGUCUUAUUCGAAAAUAUGGUGGCAUAGUUCUAUCUCAUAUCCCACCUAAAAAGGGAAAAAGAAGCUCGAAGUUUAAGCUUCGGUUCCCAAUAGUAUUGUGUUUGAAGAAGACACAAUCGAUGAAGUUCUUGUACGGAUGUGCAGUGAAUGCUUUUGUGCUUAAAGUGAAUUGGCUGAUUGAUUCAAUUGCAGAAGGCUGUGUCUUGCCAAAAAAGAGAUAUAUGAUCUGGUACAGAAACACCAAUGAAAAUGAUGACCAAGUUCAUCGGUCUCUUGUUUUUAACAAUUUGGGUGUUAUGCUUCAUGGAAAAACAAAAUAUGUCAGCAAUAUUGCAACCAUUAUUGAGCAUGGUGGUGGGAUGGUUUUCAAAACUCUGCAAAGAUUGAUCCAAACCCUCGAAGCCGGCAGAGUUUCAAUGGCAGUAGUUGUUGCAGAUCAGGAAAAUUGCUCGUCCCGCCACUUGAAGCAAUGUGCAUUAGAGCAGAAUAUACCAGUCACGUCGAUUCACUGGAUUAUAAAGAGCUUAUAUGCUGGAAAGCUUAUUCCCUUUGAAGAGAAAAAGAGCCCUCAUUAUUCCCCAGCUAUGAAGCUUCGAAUGCACCAAGAUUGCAUGGAAUUAAGUCAAGAAAUAUAACUCUUGUUAGCGAACGGAAAGGUUUUAUGCCGAGAAAUUUAGCACCUGAACUAAUG
This is a messenger RNA of Andrographis paniculata, 3179 nucleotides long. RefSeq lists its product as uncharacterized. The transcript is spliced from 13 exons. Gene Ontology annotation, biological process: DNA damage checkpoint signaling; positive regulation of transcription by RNA polymerase II. Gene Ontology annotation, molecular function: histone binding. NCBI's taxonomy places the organism in Eukaryota, Viridiplantae, Streptophyta, Magnoliopsida, Lamiales, Acanthaceae. The coding region runs from base 136 to 3123 and encodes 995 amino acids. The record is from RefSeq and is a predicted model, not a curated record. Gene Ontology annotation, cellular component: nucleus.